Molecule: messenger RNA, 444 nt
Organism: Boeremia exigua
Lineage: Eukaryota; Fungi; Ascomycota; Dothideomycetes; Pleosporales; Didymellaceae
Exons: 4
Coding region: 1-444 (147 amino acids)
Source: RefSeq, a predicted model, not a curated record
AUGUCCUCCAUCGCCGCCCGCUCCGCCUUCCGCGCUGCCCCGCGCCUCCGCGCCGCCGCCCCUGCCCGCCGCUGGGCCAGCACCGCCGCCUCUGACGCGGGCCACGCCGAGAGGCAGGCCGGCAAGGACGCCCUCAAGACCGGCGCGAAGCGCGACCCCGAGCUCUAUGUGCUCUUGGCCAUCAUGAGCGGUGUCUUCGGCCUCGCAGGCUGGCACUUCUCCCGCUCGCCUACCAGCGCCUCCUCCGAGCGCGCCGUUUCCAAGGCCGAGCACAGCGAGCCGUGGAAGUCUGGCGGCUCCAGCCCAUACCAGUACCACCCCGGCGGUGACACCAGCGUGAAGAAGGACGCUCCCUCGGCCCUGAACGUGGUCGUAAUUCCCAACGUGACUCUCCCCAAGGAGCUCCACGACACAUACAACAAGUGGGGCAAGGACGGUUACUAA